Cydia splendana is the source of this 981-nucleotide messenger RNA. RefSeq lists its product as uncharacterized. Lineage: Eukaryota; Metazoa; Arthropoda; Insecta; Lepidoptera; Tortricidae. The coding region runs from base 75 to 698 and encodes 207 amino acids. The transcript has 7 exons. The record is from RefSeq and is a predicted model, not a curated record.
GCCGUCUUUUCAAUUUCACCGUAACUUGUACCUAAUUAUUACCAAGUAGUAGGAGUAAAGUAGUAUUAAUAAUUAUGGAUUUCGAAGAUGAGAGCGUAGGAACUUACAUGUCUAAGGAUUGUUCCUUCGAAGAAGCAUUGGCUUCUUCAACAUUCAGUGCACCAGAGCCAGUCCACGAGAUCAGCGAAUUCGGUGACGGAGAUUGCGGGGAGCCCCUGGAGGCACAUCAUCUUCGCCUGGACUUUACCCCCACGGACGACGACGACGACUAUUCCCAAAAGAAAUGUUGCGAGUUCUGGAAGUACAUUGAAAGUAGAAGUGACUUAAGAGGCAUGAUGGUUCUGCCGGAAACAGCACCUUCUCAGAGUACUGACACAAUCUCCGUCCACAAGCCAGCUAUGAAGGAGCGCGUAUCGAAGCCAAAUACAGCCGUCACAAUGCUGCAAUUUGUCGAAGAUAAGGGUUUAAUAGAUCGAGCUUUCGAAGCGAAGAUGCAACAAUCGCGAUGCACAUUGGGUUCAAACGAUUAUGAGCUGAGUCCGAAAGCUAGACAAACAAAGUGCCCUUGUCCCCAUCCCUGCGUGAAGUGCCCAAACGCUCCUACCUCUGCCGCCCGUGCACUUUGCGAGGAACUGGGGGCUUGGGAUGUUAACCAUACGAAGUCAAUGGAGCCGCCGCGUCAUCCCCCCUCUGUUUAACAAGAAUGUACCUGAAGCUAUGCCCGAAACGAUGGAUUUCUUACCUUUAAACAUCUCUUGCGAUGACCCAAACGCAGCCACGCCUCCCAGGGGCUGCAAUGUCAACUGCAACCGAUUUUGCUCAAACUAUUUAAAUAACCGGACGAACCCUUGCCCACGCCUUGCCUGCGCCCCAAACAAGUGUGGCUGCAUAGAAGGCACCUUCUAUGACAUAAACACAGGAAAGUGCGUGCCCGGUAAAUGCUGUACCCCGCAAGACUAAAUAAACCAAUGUUUCUUUUUU